CACAGAGGCAGGACGUCCCUUCACAAGCGUUGCGAGAGCUUGAAGUUGAAGAAGUCGCUUCUCGCUGUCGCUGCGAGCUGCCCGCUCGAGCGGGGGCUGGCAGACAGAGACGAGCGAUUUGAACUAUCCAGACCGGGGGACUUGAAGCUAGCAUUGAGCUUCCAAAAUGUUGGCGGACGCUGAUGGAGGAGUCUAAAUGGACCCAGAUCAAAAAUGAGGACUUUUCUGAGUAAUCAACUUGAUUAGAGUUACAGGAUUCGGCACUGCCUUGAAAGUUGCUCUCCACAAUCAUGAAGUGCUUCAGUAAUCUUGCAAUUGUGCUUUUGAUGGUCCUCACUUCCUGGACGCCUCAAUAUGUUGGCGCUCAGACUGGAGCUGACGCCGAUGACUUGGUCUGGUUCAUUCAGCUGUCUGAUUUGCACAUCAGCAAGCAUAAUCCAGAGAGGGCGGCCGACCUGAAAGCCAAGGUGGCCACGGCUCUCUCAAUUGUGCAACCAAGUGUGGUGCUGAUUACUGGGGAUCUGACGGAGUCAAGGUCCGCUGCUCGCUACCCGACUCGACAAGACGACUGGGAGUGGUACGAGUACAACACAGUGAUUGCCGCCCUUUCAAAGGCUAGCGGGGUGCCUAUUGAGUCCAUUGUCGACAUACGGGGCAACCAUGACACUUUUGGUGUUGGAUUGAGAGGAGGGCCCGGUGACUUCUAUCCGACGUAUGGGGCAAUAGGGGGGAGAGCAAAUCGCACGGCAGGGGCACUGCAAAGAGUGUUCACUGUCAGAUUAGAGGAAGGGGCUGAUCCAAAGCACGUUCUGGUUGGCAUUGAUGCCGCGCAAGAAGUGGGGCUCCGGGGGCCCUGUAACUUCUUCGGCAUGCCCUCUGACGCACUCCUCGACAGCCUGGACUCCACUCUCGAACACAUAAACAGGGCCCCAACUGGUCGGCCUCCCACCAUCAUUGCUUUUGGCCAUUUCACACUGUCGUUCAUGGCCCGGACAGAAUCCGGACGGCGCGUUGAGGACGUGCUGAAAAAGCACGGCGUGUCCGCGUACUUAUGCGGACACUUGCACGCCCGUUUUGGCGGUUUGUUGCACAAAUUUCACCCAGGAACGGACAGAGUAAUGGAAACCAAACAACUAGAGUCGGAUGAUUGGAUUGCCGGAUUGGAUAUGGAAGAAGAGGAGCAGAGCACGGAAGGCCUCCGGAGAAGGCUGGCGCAGGACACCAGACGGCAGGUUUUGUCCGAGAAAGGCCUCAGGUCCAGCGGGUUUUGGGAGUGGGAAAUGGGCGACUGGAAAGAGAGCCGGUUCAUGCGGCUGGUCGCCAUUCGACGUGGCCAAAUCAGCUUCUCGGACGUCCAGUUUUCGAAACGGACGGCAUCGGACGACGGCGGCCACGAGGCGACGGCCGAGUACCGGCGCAGCGUCGGGCUGGGGCGAGUGGUCGAGAACGAAGGCACGACGCAUGACAGCCAGGUCUACGACGAAGACUCGGCGCUCAUCCUAGUUCUCUCGCCGUUCAACGGGCACUAUCGAGAAACAGUCGGCGUCUCAGCGAUCGAGGCGCUCGUCUUUUCGCGCCACGAACCGCUCGACGUCUCGGCGCAGAUCUGGGAUCGAGGGAGCGGGUUCUCGAGCAAGGGCUCAAUUGCAGAGGAGGUGAAACUAGAGCGGGAUUUCGGACGGGAGCCGGCCGUUCUGUACGUCCGGACGUGGGACCCGGCGCCGUACGAAAAAGGCCGUCCGGGGCGGUACUGGAUCCAGAUCGUGGUGCGGGAUUCCACCGGGCAGAAGCUGGCGUCGCGGCAGCAGCCGUUCGUGAUUGGGGGGGCUCGAGAAAGCGGGGGUAAGGGGGGGGUCCCGCUGUUCAAGCAGAGCGUGGCGUCGUUUCUGCUGAUCGGCGUGCGGUGGGACGAGCUAUACAUGCCGGCACUCGUGGGGAUCUAUGUGGUGCUGCUGGGAUGCGUCCUAUUGCUGCCGAGGUUUUGGGCGAGCUACUUGCACUCGGAGCACAUGUUUGAGGAGUGGACGCUCCGCGUGGUGUCGCGACCCCUCCGGGUGGGCUGGAACCCACUCGUCUUCCUGUCGCGGCUGCUCGAGAUCGGCUCCUGGGCGCUCUGCCAAUCCGCCACUCGAACCGCCGUGUGGCUGCCGCAGGUUGCGUUCCUCUCGUACCUGGCCCUCGGCCCCUGGUUCUGGGGCCAGGCCCUGGACGACUCGUCGGCGCCCCUCGCCAGCUUUUACCUCCGGCACUGGGAAAUCCCCCUCGCCAAAAACGGGGCCUCAGUGGUCGCCCCCAUGCCGUGCACGCUCAUCCUCGCCGUUCCGUUCUUCCUCCUGAUUCUGUUCCCGUGGAUGCUCUGGAUCGCGGCGUUUGGCGCGUACCGGGACGUGGCGAAGCGGCCAGCGCUCAAGGCGUCGCUCUCAAUACCACCCCGGAAAGACAUUGAGCACCAGCUGGAGCCCCGCACCGGCGGCGAGACCAGCAAAAUGACCCAGCUCCGCCCUGCGAACAGGGCCUCGGGGGCUGGAAACGCUCGGGUGGGCGAUCCGGUCCGCGGGCGUGCUGCUCGGACUGUGGACUUUGCUGCACACAAGUUUCGCUGCAAGAGCGUAUGGAACGACCGUGCUGACUUCGCCCUACGUCCUCGGGUUGGCUUGCCUCGUGCUGUCCGCCCUUCUCGUGCUGCGGUAGGCGGCGCUGUCAAAUGUUCAGAACGUACGGGAUCAGGACUUUACGUGCUCACUUCUUGGGCUGAUGCUCAAACUUGUCCAACAACUUCCAGCUCUUAA
Molecule: messenger RNA, 2789 nt
Organism: Klebsormidium nitens
Lineage: Eukaryota; Viridiplantae; Streptophyta; Klebsormidiophyceae; Klebsormidiales; Klebsormidiaceae
Source: the annotation of a GenBank genome assembly